This is a messenger RNA of Triticum turgidum subsp. durum (durum wheat), 672 nucleotides long. The record is from the annotation of a GenBank genome assembly. NCBI's taxonomy places the organism in Eukaryota, Viridiplantae, Streptophyta, Magnoliopsida, Poales, Poaceae.
AUGGGAAUGCUGUUCGGCCAGCAGGCGGGGCGGCGCACCCCGGUGUGGCUGGGGCCGCUGCUCGGCGCGGAGUUCUUCAAGCGGUGCGCCGAUCACCCCUAUCUGGUCAAGAACGAGUGCAACCAUUACUGCCUCGACUGUGCGGGCGAGGACGACGCCGUCUGCUGCACCCUGUGCGUCUCCGGCCACCGCAACCACCACGUCGUCCAGAUACGGAAGUCGUCGUACCGCGAAGUGAUCCGGGUGGCGGAGCUGAAGGCGGUGGCUGACAUCUCCCUGGUGCAGACGUACGUCAUCAACUACGACAGGGUGGUGUUUCUGAACCGGCGGCCGCAGGCGCCGCAGCAUGGCGUCAAGUGCGUCGGCCCUGCCGGGGCGUGCCGGGAGUGCGGCCGGGGACUCGUGGACGCCAACUUCCGUUUCUGCUCACUGAGUUGCAAGCUUGAUGGAAUGGUGUCAAAUCCCAAUUUGACAUUCAUGAUUGAUCCGAGGCGCAACCGGGGAAAUUCAGGCUCAAACACAGAAGAUGAAGGCGAGGCCGAUGAUCUGCAGGGGCCUAGCGACCCUCCGUGGGGAUGGAUCAGCUACCGCCGCCGGCCCCGGAAGGGUGUCCCUGAAGUGGCACCCUUCUAUUGUUCUUGGUUGUUUUUGGUCAGUUGUCACCAAUUUUGA